UUGGACCCCCAUCAACACAGGCGUGCAAAAAGGAAGUGGACAAAUCCAGCUAUGGCAAUUUCUUCUGGAGCUGCUGUCUGACAGCGCCAAUAUGACCUGCAUCGCCUGGGAGGGGACCAAUGGAGAAUUUAAACUGAUAGACCCGGACGAGGUGGCCAGACGCUGGGGGGAACGCAAGAGUAAACCGAACAUGAACUAUGACAAACUGAGCCGAGCUCUGCGCUAUUACUACGACAAAAACAUCAUGACCAAGGUGCACGGAAAGCGCUACGCAUACAAAUUUGACUUUAACGGCCUGGCGCAAGUGUGCCAGCCCUCCUCAACCGAACAAGCUAUUUACAAAUUCCAGAGCAACUUCACUCCCAUCCAAUUUUCAGGCAUUUCCAAACUCAGUCUGGUUGCUCCAGGUGCUGGCCCGUCGGGGUUCUCAUACUGGCCCGGAUCUCCCCCGACCCUCUAUCACAGCCACAACCUGCAACCGCCAGGACCCUUCGGUGCCGUGUCUGCGUCACAUUUAAGUUGCGUUAACAAUAUCAACAGUUUAAAUAACCUAAAUAAUAUCAAUAAUCACUAUAACUGAUUUUUUUUUAAAUUUGCCUCAGGAGUGCGC
This is a messenger RNA of Sinocyclocheilus grahami, 610 nucleotides long. Its product is annotated as protein FEV-like. Gene Ontology annotation, cellular component: nucleus. The coding region runs from base 92 to 580 and encodes 162 amino acids. The record is from RefSeq and is a predicted model, not a curated record. The transcript has 2 exons. Gene Ontology annotation, molecular function: DNA-binding transcription factor activity, RNA polymerase II-specific; sequence-specific DNA binding. Gene Ontology annotation, biological process: regulation of transcription by RNA polymerase II; cell differentiation. NCBI's taxonomy places the organism in Eukaryota, Metazoa, Chordata, Actinopteri, Cypriniformes, Cyprinidae.